This is a messenger RNA of Staurois parvus, 291 nucleotides long. The record is from the annotation of a GenBank genome assembly. Lineage: Eukaryota; Metazoa; Chordata; Amphibia; Anura; Ranidae.
AGGUGGGGAAGUUGGACUGGUGUACAGUGGUGCCCCUCAGGGUAUCUCGAUUACUUUGUUCUGCAAGUUGAGGAGCCCCUUGGUAGCGGUGACGAUACAGCAGCCAACAAUGUCUUGUUCCAUUGCUCCGAUUUCACUGUCCUGCCAGGUUCUGCCGGAAAAUGGGGAUCAUAUGGAAGGCCGAGUGCCACCUGCCAAAAGGGAAUUUGUGGCAUCGUGACCAAAGUGGAGGAUCCCCAAGGACGUGGAGAUGACACGGCCCUGAAUGAUGUCAAAUUCCAAUGCUGUUAA